AUGUCUGGCUACCCUAACCAGCCUCCCGGCUACGGCUACGGGUACGGCGCGCCUCCGCCAUCGCAAUCCUACGGCGCUCCUCCGCCCUCGCAGUCCUAUGGCGCGCCGCCGCCCGGCCAGUCCUACGGCGCCGGCCCCUACGGCCAGCCGUCCGCUCCCUACGCCGCUCCUUACGGCAAACCACCGAAGGAAGAGUCCCACUCCCACGGCGGCAGCGGUGGAGGUUAUCCAGCAGCGCCGGCGUACGGGAGCCCGUUCGCGGCGCUGGUACCGUCGGCGUUUCCCCCGGGCACGGACCCGAACGUUGUGGCGUGCUUCCAGAUGGCGGAUCAAGACGGAAGCGGGUUCAUCGACGACAAGGAAAUGCAGAGAGCGUUGUCUUCGUAUAACCAAAGUUUCAGCCUCAGAACCGUUCAUCUUCUUAUGUAUCACUUCACCAAUUCCAACGUCAAGAAGAUAGGACCCAAGGAAUUCACAUCUUUAUUUUACAGUCUUCAGAACUGGAGGUCCAUUUUUGAGAGAUUUGACAAGGACAGAAGUGGCAAAAUCGACUCCUUCGAGUUGCGAGAUGCUUUACUGAGUCUGGGUUAUGCUGUUUCUCCUGUUGUAUUGGAUUUGCUCGUCUCAAAGUUUGACAAAACCGGGGGAAAAAGCAAGGCUAUUGAAUAUGACAAUUUCAUCGAGUACGGCUUUUCUAUACAAAUCUGUAAAAGAAUGAGAAGAAAGUCGUCCUUGUGUUGCCUUACUGUCAAGGGACUAACUGACAAAUUCAAAGAGAAGGAUACUACAUAUUCUGGCUCUGCAACCUUCUCCUAUGAAUCGUUUAUGCUGACAGUCCUGCCAUUCCUAGUAGCCUAG
This is a messenger RNA of Sphenostylis stenocarpa, 858 nucleotides long. NCBI's taxonomy places the organism in Eukaryota, Viridiplantae, Streptophyta, Magnoliopsida, Fabales, Fabaceae. The record is from the annotation of a GenBank genome assembly.